Messenger RNA from Lachancea meyersii CBS 8951, 2121 nucleotides. Lineage: Eukaryota; Fungi; Ascomycota; Saccharomycetes; Saccharomycetales; Saccharomycetaceae. The record is from the annotation of a GenBank genome assembly.
AUGACUCCUAACUUCAACGAGUAUCCCUUGCAAAGCAUCGCGGUCCCGUACCAAUACCAGGUGCGAGACUGCGAUGAGGAACAAAUCGUCAUGAGAAGCGAGAUGACGUUGUUUCAGGGCACCGGGGUAGGAGAGAAGCUAAAAAAGCGUGAAGCAGAUGAUGAGUCGGAACUGAAAUACGAGCAAAAACGGUUCAAGAAUGGUCAGAAAAUCUACAACGGUGAGGAACUUGUCAGGACACCCAGCGUGGAUGGAUUGUUGAAAUACAGCAUAAAUGACGAAACCGACGAAGCCGUCGCACACACGCGUACCGUUCCACAGGUUUGCCACAACGACAAGGCUCUGGAGGACUCGCCGAUAUCUGAGGCCCCAACAGCUCCUAACAACGCCAGCGGCGUUGGCAAUAACAAUAAUAAUGGCCUGCCUCUGGCAGGUGGCCAGAGCGACGAUGGGUUACCUCUCUCACCCAUAGCGUCUCCAAGCAAUACAGCCUCGGUCGAAGACCUAUACAUGCUGCGCAAUACUGUGUCCCAGCAGGAGUAUCUGGGCGCUGUGACCACGGUAGCUCACACACAGCUGUCACCGGCGGCGUACAGAAACCUUGUGUUCCAGCUCAUCAGCAAACUCUCUCGUAGCGAGCUGUCGGAUCUGGGCACUCUGGUGAAGGACAAUCUCAAACGCGACUUUAUCAGCUCUCUACCUGUGGAAGUAGCGAUGAACAUCUUGACAAAACUGCGGUUUGAAGAUAUUUCAAAAUGUCUGGCCGUCAGCAAGACUUGGAACAGUCUUCUGAACAACACACCCUACAUGUGGCGCAAGCUUAUGGUAAGUGAGGGGUUCAUGUCUCUCAAUGAAUUCAAAAAAUACAAGGAAACCACGGCACUCUCGCGACAAGACCCUCAACACGAAGACAUGACCCGUGUCAAGUUCCUGCAGAAUCACACGUAUCUUAAAAACUGCUACAGUGCAUCGUUCAAACCACACAGAACGACGUUGCGAGGUCACUCCGUCAAGAUCGUAACGUGCCUCCAGUUCGAAGACGACUACGUAAUAACGGGCGCGGACGAUAGAGUCAUACGAGUCUACGAUGCAAAGGAAGAGCGUUUCAUCACUCAGCUAAGCGGACACGACGGUGGGGUGUGGGCUCUUAAAUAUGGUCAAGAUGGAAUCCUGGUCAGCGGCUCUACCGAUCGCAGUGUGCGUGUGUGGAACAUCAAAGAGGGCAAAUGCACACACGUUUUCAAAGGACACACCUCGACCGUGAGAUGCCUAGACAUUGUUGAGCACCAGGGGCAAAAAUUUAUAAUCACCGGAUCCCGCGAUCACACUCUACAUGUGUGGAAACUUCCGAACUGUCACGAUGAGAGUUAUAAUCCCAACACUUGCAAGGUUUUCAGCACCACUGAUUCCAAUCCCUAUUUUGUUGGCAUUUUACGGGGCCACAUGGCUGCUGUGCGCACUGUUUCUGGCCACGGCAACAUUGUCAUCAGCGGUUCUUACGAUUUUAGCCUCAUGGUCUGGGAUAUUGCGCAAAUGAAAUGUCUGUACGUACUAACGGGCCACACCGAUCGCAUUUACUCCACCAUUUACGACCACGAGCGUAACAGGUGUAUAUCAGCAGGGAUGGACUGGACUGUGAGGGUCUGGGAUUUGGAAGACGUGCAAAAAAACGGGCAUUGUAACGUCAUUGGUCCGACAAAUAGCGGUUGCAUUAAGGUUACGAAUUCUAUGCUCACACUUCAAGGCCAUACGGCGCUAGUGGGACUUCUGGGACUCUCCGACAAGUUUCUGGUGAGUGCAGGGGCUGACGGAAUGCUCCGUGGCUGGGAUUCUAAGACCUACUCUCGCCAGUUUGCGUAUCAUUCCAAAGAUAUGAGUGCAAUUACCACUUUCUACGCCAACAACAAUUUGCUCGUGAGCGGUUCCGAGGGCCAGUUCAACGUGUACAAUCUCAGAAACGGGACCCCCAUCCACUCAGAUCUGCUGAGCGAUGCAGACCAAGUGUGGUCGGUAAAGUUCAACAACAGAAAGUUCGUGGCUGCCGUCGAACGGGACGGUCACAGUUUUCUCGAGUUUUUAGAUUUUGGCAGGUCAGAAGAGAAAGAAGGUGACCACACUUAA